GGUUUUCUAGUUGAGCGGUUCGGUCGAAAAGUCUGGUCGGAAAAACACAUCGAAGUGCUAGCGAUACCCUGAAUGGAGUAAGCGGAUUUCAAGGAAAUACUUUGGAAUAACACCAAUUCGAUCAAGUUUGUGAACAAUCAGUUAAAUCCAUUUUCAUCCUAUUUUGCUGUUGUGCAUGGACUUUCUGGUGUACCCUGUUGAAACAAUAUGAACCACCUGAGAAUAGACUCGCUGCCGGACCCGGGCAAUCGGUACCAGCUGGGGGAACUGAUAGGUUCCGGUAUCGCGGCCAAAGUCUACAAGGCAACAGAUACCAAGGCCAGCAACAAGAACGUCGCCAUCAAGAUCCAGAAAUAUGAAUCCGACGUUAAGACUGCUAUCCAGGAGGAGUAUCGCAUUUUGAGGGAUCACUCCAAUCAUGGAAAUUUGUUGGACUUUUAUGGGGUGUACAGGAAGAAGGUUCCUGGUGAAGCGGACGAAAUAUGGUUUGUUUUGGAGUACUGUGACCACGGUCCAGUUGUGGACAUCAUUCGGAAGAUCCACGUCACUAACCGGAAGGUCAGCGAGGAACAGAUUGCCUUCGUCCUGCGGGAAACCGUAAAGGCGUUGAUUUUCCUGCACGAAAAUCACAUCAUCCAUCGUGACGUUCGAGGCCACAACAUCCUGAUGACUAAGGAUGGGGAGAUAAAGCUGUGCGAUUUUGGCCUUUCGCGUGAUGUCAAAUCAACGCUGGGAAAGCGAGGAACCUGUGUGGGUUCACCCAACUGGAUGGCUCCCGAGAUUAUCACCAGCUCGAAGAAUGAAAACGAAGCCUACGACAAUCGCUCGGAUGUGUGGGCUUUGGGAAUCACGGCCAUCGAGCUGGGUGAUGGAAAACCUCCGUUUGGAGAAAUGCACCCUACCCGGACCAUGUUCCAGAUAGUGAGAAACCCUCCGCCGACUUUGUAUCGACCAGCAAACUGGACCCAGAACUACAACGAUUUUAUCACUGAAUGUUUGGAGAAGAAUCCUGACCAUCGACCAUUUAUGAUGGAAAUUGCUGAACAUCCCUUUCUGACUCAACUGCCGGAAAAUGACUAUCAUAUAAGUCAGGAGCUCCGGAUGCUAGCGGAAUCGAUUGUGGAUGUUCAUAUUGUGCCGAAGGACGAAAUAAAGCUCUACAAGGGAGCCCUGAAAAUGGCCGAGAACCGCACCGAAAAGAUGCACGUUGAAGAUUUGGCAGCACUGGAGGUGCUCUCGGAGGAAACCAUACUGGAUGAGCUGAUUCAGCGGUUCAAAAAUGGUUCCACCUAUACCUUUGUCGGAGAUGUGCUGGUAUCGAUGAAUCCCAACCAACCGGAACCGGAUUAUGUUCGCGGGUUUCAUCAAAAGUACCAAUCGAAGUCCCGUUCGGAUAAUGCUCCGCAUAUUUUCGCUAUCGCUGACAGCGCCCACCAGGACAUGUUGCACCAUGAGGAGCAGCAGUACAUCAUCUUGUCCGGGGAAAGCUAUUCCGGUAAAACGACUAACGUCAAGUUGUGCAUGAAGCAUUUGGCCUUUCUUGGGGAAGGAAAUCCGGGAGUGGCGCAGCGUAUCGAUUCCGGGUAUGAGGUAAUCUCAGCAUUGAUCAAUGCUGGAACACCGCUAAAUCCUAACUCGACCAGAAGCAUCCUGCAGAUUCAAAUGUGUUUUGGACAGACUGGAAAGCUGUCUGGAGCUAUUUUCUGGGUUUAUCUGUUGGAAAAACUACGCAUUUCAUCUACCAACAUGAACCAGUCCAACUUCCACAUAUUCUACUACUUCUACGACGCCAUGGAAUCGGAGCACCGGCUACGUGAGUUCUCGCUCGAGGGUGGGCGUAACUAUCGAUACCUGCGCAUACCGGAAUCGAGCGAAGGUUCGAAGCUAAAAUAUGUUCGGGACGAUACAUUCGGGAACGUUCAGGCGUUUAAAAAACUCGAGCAGUUACUGCUCGGACUAGAGCUAACGCAAGAACUGCUCGAUACCGUUUAUCGUACGUUAGCUGCCAUUCUAUUGCUGGGGGAGAUUCGAUUCAAGGAUAAUGACGGUGUAACGGAGCUGGAAGAUUUUGAAGUUGUCCACAAAGUAUCCAAUCUGCUGAAAUUGGAGGAGAAAAAGUUCCAGUGGGCUCUGCUCAACUAUUGCAUCAUUGUGCGGGGAUCGGCCGAGAGAAGACGUCAUUCACCAGAUGAGGCGCGAGAUGCCCGCGAUGUGCUAGCGGCCACAAUUUAUACGAGGCUGGUCGAUUGGCUGAUCAAUACCAUCAAUCACAAACUUUCUUUCGGACGGGCGAUCUAUGGCGACCAACAUUCGAUUACCAUCACAGAUCACUUCGGCUUCGAGUGCUUCCAUCGCAAUCAUCUUGAUCAGCUGGUAGUAAACUCCCUCAACGAACAGAUGCAAUAUCUCUACAACCAGCGUACCUUCAGCUACGAAAUGAUCGAACAGGAAGAAGAACAGAUCCCAGUCGUUCAGUUACAUUUCUACGACAACAAACUGGCGGUGGAUCAUCUGAUGAACAAACCUAAGGGUAUUUUGAGUUUCAUCGAUGAUGCCAGUCGGGGUCGGCAUGGACAAAAUUAUAUCAUCGAUUCGGUGCAUACGAACAACAGUCCCUUUAUCAAGCGAGUCAGUGGAAACGAAUUCUCGGUGGCUCAUUACACCGGUAAAGUGACUUACGAUGCUCGGGAUAUGGCGGAUAAGAAUCGUGACUUCAUUCCUCCGGAAAUGGUGGAGACUUUACGUAACUCGACUGAGCCGGUUGUGAAGAUUAUGUUCUCGAAUCAACUUUCAAGAACGGGAAACCUUACGAUGGCUGCUGAAGAAGCACUUGGAGUUCAAUCGACCAAACCGUCGAAGAAGAAGCGAUGGGGAGCAGCAUUAGUGGCAGAAAAAACUAAGGCCAAGAAAAUGAACACGCUAUCUAGGGGUCAGUAUUCACAGGUCCAUAAGAUGCGAACGAUUGCUAAUGUCUUCAGGGCCACUAGCUUGGAGUUGAUUCGAAGUUUGGCUGUUGGACCCAAUAGCGGAGGAACACACUUCGUUCGCUGUAUCAGAUCAGAUUUGGAGUAUCAAGCUUGUGGACUGUCGAAAGAAAUGAUUCGUCAGCAGGUACGUGCUAUGGCUAUAUUGGAUACGGCAAAGGCUAGGCAGAAGGGAUACUCUCAUCGAAUUCCAUUCCAAGAGUUUCUUCGACGUUAUCAGUUCUUGGCUUUCGACUUCGACGAAGCUGUUGAACUGACCAGGGAUAACUGUCGGUUACUGUUGAUCCGCUUGAAACUUGAAGGUUGGGUUAUCGGAAAAACGAAGGUGUUUUUGAAGUACUACAACGUCGAGUAUCUCUCGCAUUUGUAUGAGACCCAGGUGAAGAAGAUCAUCAAGGUGCAAGCCAUGAUGCGUGCUUUCCUAGCGAAACGAUCGAUAGCUUCGAAGUUGAAAAAUCUUCACCGGGAAUCAGUUCGCAAGCGCCAGGUGGUUGAAAAUCCGGAAGUCGCGGCCACCAAGAUUCAAACGGCAUUCCGAGGACACAUGGCCCGCAAGAAGUACCGUCCAUUGAUCAACGACCGCACCGGAAAGCUGGACCCCGAUACGGCCGACUUUCUGAUGCCAUUCGCUUUUCGUUGGAGGAAGAAGUCCAUCUACCAAAUACUGCUCCAAUACCGUGCUGCAAGAUAUCAAGAUUUGGUCAACUUCUCCCAACAGGUCCACAUUUAUAACCAACGAAUUGUUGCAGGAGCUACCACUUGUAGCAACUGUGUAAUACUGGACAAGGUUGAUCCGACACAGCGUAGUAAGUCCUUGCUGGGACCAACACGUCCCUCGGUUUGGAAGCUUCCAUUCCGUUGGGACGAGGUUCCAUUCUUCGAUACAACCUACAUGUGCGACCCAUCGGCCGUGACUUAUCUGUACACCGGGAACGACUCGGAUACGGAAGACUGGGACGCACCACUUAGACGAAGGAAAAACUUGUCCUCCGAUAUCACCCGGUCGGCACAACGUGGCUAUCCGAAUGAUUCGGCUGAUCAUAGUCUGGCUAAUGAACCGUUUCACCGAGAUCCAAGCUUACCGAUAAAGAAGUUAUCACCCAGACACAACUUGGAGUAUCCAGUACGAAAAUCACCUGUUCAUUCACCAGUCAAGAUGUCUCCGGUAUACUCCCCGAUGCCUUACGCCCGGCAGAGCGUCGACGACAUUCGCAAUCGAUUCAACUCGUGCAGUACCGAUGAUAUUAUGCCAAAAUCAGCUGUCUACAAGAAACGUCAAGCUCCGAAAGCCCCAAACGAUAAAGAACUGUCACCGCCUUUGAUAGAGAAUAAAGUCUACAAGAAACGUCCAGCUCCCCAACCAAGCAAGUCGCAAGACUUCGACACCGGGUACGGAUUCGAACGUAGUCUAACUCCAACGAAGAUAAACCCCAUCAAGGAAAUGCAACUGAUUGGUAAAAAGAGCUUAGAUGAGAACGAUAACUCCGAUGACGAACCACCGUUCAACUUCCAAGGAAUGCUACGGAAAACAAACUACAAGCGAGCUUCGAUGAAACGCAUCGGCAACGAUGGAAAGAUGACGUACUCGAACAUAGACUUUGAAGAUACAACGAACAACAACAAUAACUACAACUCGUACGGGGACAACUUCAAUCGAUCGGAACCAAACAUCGUGUACCAAAGUCGGCUCAACGAAAAUCGUCCACGAUCCUGUCAGGGACUGGAAAACAACAACGGAACGUCUACGCCGGCCAGGAAACUUUCACACGACAACAUCAUGUUCAACGAAGCUCGGGCAGGACCAUCGCGUAGCCGUUCCCCAACGCCCUACGACGACAACCGAAACAAAUACGUCCAAGAGGAAAUAGUUCCCGGUAUUUUCGUCGAAGGCUACGUUGAAGACUUGUAGACUGACUCCGGUGCGGGUUGGUGCAAAAUGUUCUUGUUAUAUUUGUUGAUUUGAAAAAUUUGUCGCAAGAUUAAAGCUCCUUACGUGUUUCAA
Messenger RNA from Uranotaenia lowii, 4986 nucleotides. RefSeq names its product neither inactivation nor afterpotential protein C-like. Bases 208 to 4893 code for a protein of 1561 amino acids. Gene Ontology annotation, cellular component: myosin complex. The transcript is spliced from 14 exons. Gene Ontology annotation, molecular function: protein tyrosine kinase activity; cytoskeletal motor activity; ATP binding. Lineage: Eukaryota; Metazoa; Arthropoda; Insecta; Diptera; Culicidae. The record is from RefSeq and is a predicted model, not a curated record. Gene Ontology annotation, biological process: protein phosphorylation.